CCGAUGCAUUGACGACUCUGCCUAAUUUGGAAGACGCCUGGUCCAAACUGAUUCGUGUAUCGACCUAUUCAUGGAACACACGAUGAAGCUCCUGGCGACAUGGAUAGCUCUGCUGUACCUGGCUCAAUUCAGUGAAGGUGGUCGAUCCUUAUGCAGACCUGGACAGUGUCAAAAUGGAGGAACAUGCCUUAGAGGAAUAUGUAUUUGUCUUUCGGGAUUUGAAGGGUGUUUCUGUGAGAAUUUGGAUUGUUCCAACAGUCCCUGUGUUAAUGGCGGCACUUGCAAUAACGCAAAUGGAUGUGUUUGUCCUGGGGGCCUUUUUGGAACUUUCUGCGAACAAAUAGAUUGUAACAGUGAUAGUGGCAUUAAUCCAUGUCUAAAUGGCGGCACGUGCGAAACUAACGCUGGAGGAAUGGGUUCGUGUGUAUGUGCACCAGAUUUCACCGGACACGUUUGCGACAAAGUCGAUUGUUCCAACAGUCCCUGUGUUAAUGGCGGCACUUGCAAUAACGCAAAUGGAUGUGUUUGUCCUGGGGGCCUUUUUGGAACUUUCUGCGAACAAAUAGAUUGUAACAGUGAUAGUGGCAUUAAUCCAUGUCUAAAUGGCGGCACGUGCGAAACUAACGCUGGAGGAAUGGGUUCGUGUGUAUGUGCACCAGAUUUCACCGGACACGUUUGCGACAAAGUCGAUUGUUCCAACAGUCCCUGUGUUAAUGGCGGCACUUGCAAUAACGCAAAUGGAUGUGUUUGUCCUGGGGGCCUUUUUGGAACUUUCUGCGAACAAAUAGAUUGUAACAGUGAUAGUGGCAUUAAUCCAUGUCUAAAUGGCGGCACGUGCGAAACUAACGGUGGAGGAAUGGGUUCGUGUGUAUGUGCACCAGAUUUCACCGGACACGUUUGCGACAAAGUCGAUUGUUCCAACAAUCCUUGUCUUAAUGGCGGCAGCUGCUAUUCCGGAACCGGCUGUGAUUGUCCUGGGGGCCUUUUUGGAACUUUCUGUGAACAAAUAGAUUGUGGCGGAGAUGAUGGCGAUGAUACCAAUCCUUGUCUUAACGGCGCCACAUGUUUAACUGAUGGUGGAGGAGUCGGUAGGUGUAGCUGUGCUCCAGAUUUCACAGGAGACGUUUGCGACACAGUAGAUUGUACCAACAAUCCUUGUCUUAAUGGCGGCAGCUGCUGUAACGGAACCGGCUGUGUUUGUCCUGGGGGUCUUUCUGGAACUUUCUGUGAACAAAUAGAUUGUAGUGGAAAUCCCUGUCUGAACAGCGGGACGUGCAUAACUGAUGAAGUAGGAAUUGGUUCUUGCUGUUGUGAACCAGGUUUCACCGGAAAUAUUUGUGAAUCUGUAGAUAAUGACGACUCAAGCUCAAGUUCAAGCUCAAGGUCAAGCUCAAGCUCAGGAUCAAGCUCAGGAUCAAGGUCACACUCAAGAGGAUCAGGAGGUAGACGCAAGGGUAGAAGAAGGGGUAGAGCACGUAGGAAAGGAAGAAGAAAUGGCAGAUGAAAACAGGAUAAUCCCAUUCGUCCUGCGAGAACGAUGUUGCUGGUUAAGAGGUGUCAAUGACGCAAACGAGAUAAGAAUUGUAUACCACAGCACUCACCGCAGGAUGGGAACGGUGAUAUAAAACAUCUGGAUUACCUCUACUUCUCUAUGCGACGAAUCUUUAUGAAAUAUUCUAAUACCUUUCAUUGAUAACCAGAAACAUUUAUAUACAAACAAUGUUGGAUUUCUUUACUGUUCUAAGUUUUUAAAAAAAAAGUUACCUUCUUUAUUAGACUAGUUUUGAUAACCAAGAUUUCUCUGAAAUGUGGGAGAACGAUUUGUACCCCAUACCUUCCAAAUGAUUUCAUCUAGUGAAUAAAAUAAAUAUUUCAGUUA
Molecule: messenger RNA, 1879 nt
Organism: Pecten maximus
Lineage: Eukaryota; Metazoa; Mollusca; Bivalvia; Pectinida; Pectinidae
Product: fibropellin-1-like
Exons: 16
Coding region: 71-1504 (477 amino acids)
Biological process (GO): heterophilic cell-cell adhesion; establishment or maintenance of epithelial cell apical/basal polarity
Cellular component (GO): plasma membrane; protein-containing complex
Source: RefSeq, a predicted model, not a curated record